Messenger RNA from Cricetulus griseus (Chinese hamster), 1003 nucleotides. The record is from RefSeq and is a predicted model, not a curated record. Lineage: Eukaryota; Metazoa; Chordata; Mammalia; Rodentia; Cricetidae.
AUGGCAAGCAAAAAGCGUGAAGUCCAGCUACAGGCAGUUGUCAAUAGUCAGAACCUGUGGGAUGAGAUGUUGCUGAAUAAAGGCCUAACAGUGAUUGAUGUUUACCAGGCCUGGUGUGGACCUUGCAAAGCAGUGCAACCUUUAUUUAGAAAACUGAAAAACGAACUGAAUGAAGAUGAGAUUCUUCAUUUCGCCAUUGCUGAAGCUGACAGCAUUGUGACUCUGCAGCCAUUUAGAGACAAAUGUGAGCCUGUAUUCCUCUUUAGUCUUAAUGGUAAAAUUGUUGCAAAGAUUCUGGGUGCAAAUGCACCACUUAUCUAUAAAAAGGUCAUUUACUUGAUAGAAGAAGAGAGGAGAAUUUCAGCAGGUGAAAUGAAUCGUCCCCAGUAUUCGGAAAUUCCACUCGUAGACCAAUCUGAUGUAGAGCCCGGGGAAAUGCAGUAUGACAGUGGUGGGGAAAUUUACAAUAUAGUUAUUUUCAGACCUGAUGCUGUACUCAGGAGAAAAAAUAUAGAAAUUAAGGAAAAAAUUACCAAAGAAGGAUUUGUCAUAGAAGUACAGGACAACAUGUUUCUCCCCGAAGUGCUAGUGAGGGAUUUCUAUGGUCAUUUAGCAGACCAGCCGGACUUUGAAGAGUUUGUAUCAUUUGUCACACGUGGCAUAAGCUGUGUGCUCGUUAUAUCUCAAGGAGAAAAAGAAGUAGAAGAAGAUGUUAUCCAGGAAGAAUCUCAACCUCAGUCUGAAGCAGAAGAGGAGGAACCAUCUGAGCAUCCAGAAGAGACUCAUGUUAGGUUUUCACCUGUGAUGCUAAAGAAGAAAAGGGACAGUUUGCAAGACUAUUUGGAUAGACAACAUAUAUCUGAGUUUUGUGAUAUUGAGGAUAAUGUAUCUAAGGUUUCUAUGAUAAUUGACAUAUUAUUCCCUGAUUUCAAAACCAUGAAAAGCAUGAAUGUACAAAGGACCCUGGCAUUACUGCGGCCAGAAGUCUAUGCGGAAAAUAAAG